AUGCGGCCAACGGAAGGGGAUUCACAUCGUUUGACGAUAGACCCGUUGCAUGUUCCUUUAGGUCCAGGGCAGCCCUCAGCGCAGGGUACAUUGUCGCCCGACUCCAGUGCCGUGCGUGCACACGUAACCAGCCAACAGGAACAGUUGCCUUCCGGGGGAUCACAGGUGAACGAUUUAUUGCAUUAUCCCUACGGCGACAGUGAGAGUGAUCAUGCCUUUCUCCCGAGGAGGACGACGAAGAAGAGGAGUUCACUUCUAUUGGAAGCUCAGUACAAGAAGGUAGUGAGCAGCAGGGCUUCUUCCCCCCCGAGAAAUAUUGACUUUAAUGGGACUCCUCGUGAUGCGAAAGCAACUGACAAUGUGGAUGAUAUCACUUGUUUCCAAUAUAUUAUUGGCGAAGAUGAUAUGCCAGAGAAGAGCGGAGGCGACAAGAAGGAUGGGGACUGUCGGACACAGCCAAAAACCAGCUUAUCGCCUUCUUCACCUUCUCAGCCCUUUGACGGCGUCGCGGCGCUUGGACACCAUAUAGGGGGAUCCAAGGGCUUCGUGGUAGACAAGCAAGCCAACGCCGGGACCUCUGUUCCGUUUCGGAGGAGUAAUAGUAGUGAUGAUGAGACUUACGCAGUGUCUGACGAUAUUACAAAGGAUACCGGGGGAUAUCCCAUACGUGUUCUUAGGUGCAAAACGAUAAGUGAUCUGGACGACGACACGGUGAGUUUCAUGGCAUACUGGCAGUCGCUCCGCUCCCCGGCACUGUUAAAUGCUGUAAUGUUUGCCCUCCGCGGGACUUUCAUCGCGGUUCUGCCGACAUUCUGUCUCGUCUACCACCCAAGUACCGAGGGCUUUUUUACGGCAGGUGCACUGAUCCCAACGAUUGCCGCUCUUUUAAUGCAGGAGACACUCGGCCUUCAAGUCAUCUUUACCUUCAUGGGGAUUCAGGCUGUCGCACUCUUUAUGACGUGGGGGGUGAUAAUGAAUACACUUGGCGCAGUGCACAAUACAGCUGCCUGGUGGUGUGCUGUGGUAUUUGGCCCCAUGGUGCUGGCACUACUUGGCGAUGUGCGCAGCAAGCGAAUGAUGAUGAUGUACACUGUCAUCAUGAUGCAGACGGAGCACAUGCCAGGCGGUACGGAGUUGGUCUUCCCGUGCUUUUUCGCACGUGAUUUUAUCUUCGCUCUUCUCUUCUCUAUGCUAGCCGUGUUAUUGCCCUACCCCGUCUUGGCGGCGCGGCGGGCCGACGAAACACUCAAGCUAAUGUGGAAUCUACUUGGGGUGUCAGUUGUCAUCGCCACAAAGAGCCAGUGGGCUCCUGUAAAUAUUGAUGCCAAGUCAUCACUGGCACAAAUUCCAUUCUUGAAGAUGGCUGCACUUGCGGAUGUUUUCCAGCAGCUUCUGGUGCACGCAGGAUAUGAACCACUGGAAAAGAGACGUGAUCUGUAUCUCCGCUCACAGCGGUUAAAUGUCAUCUCCCGCGUUAAGGUUCACCUUUACACUAUGGCAGCAGCGGCAACGAAACAUGUCGAGGACAAGGUGCGUCUUCAUCGGAGUUCCGUGCUAAAGGAGUUAGAGCGCUGCCUCCGGUCCCCGGCGCAGGAACUUUCGCUGGUGCUUAAGGAUGCUUUUGAGGCAAUUGGUGCGGUGCUGUCCCCCGAGGAAACUGUAGCCGCUGUCGAUUACUCUUUGAUAUAUGAAAAAGCAAAGCGGCUGGCGGAUGAGAUGGAGAGGGUGCGAGUAAGCAUGAUUUAUACAAAGGACAUCACCCCUGAUGAGACAAACCAGGUUCUGUACACUUUAAUCUUUCAUCAUGGGCUGCUGGACAUUGUGGGCGAAAUUCAAACCUUUGAAGCGGCAAUGCGUAACUUUGACGAGUCAAAGAUUUUGUCCCUGCCGCGAUGCGCAUGGGAGUUUUUCUUGGAGAACUGGCGGGACUUUUGGGAGGAGUUACCCAAGCGUCUAACCCUCGCCACGCCGCGCGAUGUUCGCCUCUGGAAGGAUGCCAUCAAAUACUCACUUGCCUACGCCGUGGCGUGUGCCUUCACGCUUAACUUUGACCACAAUGAGGUAUACUUCUUUGGCAUGGCUAUUCUCAUUCGCCUUGCCCAGCAGACAGCGGCAGAGACGCUAACGAUUGGUGUGGCCCGCAUCUGCGGGCUGGCCAUCGGCGCCGCCUUAGCGUACAUCGCGAAAACCAAAACCAACGACUUUUUACAGCAGACAGUGUUGAUGAUGAUCGGUGUAUUCCUGUCAUUGACAUUCACAAGGCACCCAUUGUACGGCUCAGUGGCGCAGUACAUGAUCGUCGUUGCCCUAUCGGGACUGCGGCUCGCACAAAGUCCAGGACUCCUGUUGGGGCGCUUGGCCGAUAAUGUCUUUGCCUUCGUCUCAUACUUCGCGAUCUGUACCUUCGUUUUCCCAACAGACCCCAUUCGUGUCCUGUGGAACACGCGGAUCAAAAUUUUACUCAAUGUGAGUGACCUAACACAGCAGUUUGCAGUGAUUGGCUGUGCUCCAUUGACGCAAAGUGGUCAAGAGGGGGGUCCUCUCUUGGAGGAGGCAGCGAAGCUAAUGCAAAACCAGCGGGAGUUGCGACGAAAGUAUAGCGAUUGGUUGCCAAAAAUUAGAGGGGAGCCGACAAUACGCGGCAACGACUUACCGAUGGAGGCGUGUACCAGACUGCAGCGGCUGUUUGCGGAGCUCAGCUCCGUAGAGGAAGUGUUGCUGAUGGCACUAACGCGCCUUCACGCGCCUAGGGCUGAACCGCCUAUUCCAGUGCUUCUGGAUCUCAUGGAGGCCAUUCACCCGUUUAUUAUUGAUACCGCCAAAAUCACCCGUGGGGUUAUGCAAGAAAUGAUUGAUGCGACCGAAAAACCUAAGACGUGGACAAUGCAAUCUCUCCUCCACUAUUUGUGGAAGGCGGAUUGCGCCGUGCGCGGCAUCCAAGCCUUCACGGGGAAGGUGCAGCGUAACUUCCUGGCGGCCUUGCAGGAGCUGGGGCCUUCUGAGCGGCAACAUGUGAAUCAGUACGUGAACUCCUCCUUUGUGAAUGCACGAAUGCUGGCUAACAACACCUUCGACUCCCCUUCUUGUAAUGAAGAUGAUGAUGUGUGGAAGCGGGUUCAGGCGAUGAGUUUUCGUAUCAGUGGACAACAAGUGCUGCCACGGGAGGAUGGGCAGAUAUUCACUGCAAUCAUAAUUGUCUUUGCGCUCCAGCUUCACACUCUCGGACAACUUUUACCACCGAUGACAGCGAUCCAUGAAUACGAGAAGUCGCGCGUGACGUGA
Messenger RNA from Trypanosoma grayi, 3282 nucleotides. RefSeq lists its product as hypothetical. Gene Ontology annotation, biological process: transmembrane transport. Gene Ontology annotation, cellular component: plasma membrane. NCBI's taxonomy places the organism in Eukaryota, Euglenozoa, Kinetoplastea, Trypanosomatida, Trypanosomatidae. The transcript has a single exon. Gene Ontology annotation, molecular function: transmembrane transporter activity. Bases 1 to 3282 code for a protein of 1093 amino acids. The record is from RefSeq and is a predicted model, not a curated record.